AUGCGUGUUGUUGUAUUACCUGUAUGUUUACUCGAAUCAUAUCCACAUGUUCUUCUCAAAUAUGAUUUUCGAGUUAUGCCACCAACAUCAACACAAACACAAAUACCAGCAUCACCAGCUAUUCAUUCAACAACAUCAUCAAUAAGUGGUGCAAGUAAUAAAUCAAAUAUACGUUUACAAGAAUUUUAUUUAACUCCAUAUUGUUCACCUAUUCUUCCAUCGGGUUCAAUACAUACUGUAUGUGAAAUUAUUAAAGGUUCAACUGUUCUUCGAUAUUUAUUUGAUGUUAAAAAAGAAGAUGAAGAAAAUCUUGAAAAUAAAAUUGAUUUUAAAGGACAUUGUCGUUUUAUUGCAUUUGGUCCUGAGACGGAUAUUUGUAUAUGUGCUUUAUAUAUUCCACAUAUAUCAUCACUUGAAUUAAAUUAUAUAAAUCAACCUGAUCCACCACUUUCACGACAACAUUCUAAAUUGAGUUAUGUUCGUUUACCAUCUGAUCCAACAAUGAAAGAAGUAGCAUUAGCAUAUGGUAAUCCAGGUAGUGAACAUUUACCAGCAACAACAUUCGUUACACGUGAUCUUGUUCAUUUAUGGAUAUCAAUACGUGAUAUUCGUCAUAAAUUAGUACAUAUUGAUCGUGUUCUUAAACAACCUGGUAUUUUAUCAAAAUUAACACAUGUUGAAAGUUGGGUUACAUCAUAUAAUGAUAGUAUUGGUGAAAAAGCAACUCAAUUAGAAACUGAUGCAACACGACGACUUAUUAAAGCACGUGCACGUACACUGGUUUGGGAUAUAAUGGAAAUGAAAAAUGAAAUUUUAUAUCCGCAUCCAGUUCAUGGACGUAUACCUAAUUUUCGAAACAAUCCUGAUUGUUCAACAAAUUUGGCUCAACUUGAAGAAUUUCAACGAGCACGUGUUAUUGAAAUUUGUCCAAGUCUUGCUCAAGAACAUUUACGUUUAUUUUCAUUGGCUGAAGGCAAAGUACUUCUUACUCCAGCACCAUCCAUUGAUAAUGCACUUUUUUAUAAACUUGAUCCAAAAUUUUUACAUAUUCAUGAUUUAUCACGUGCAGCAACAAAAUCUGGUACUGCUGCUCUGGGCACAAUUGUUAAUUUAACAGCUGUUGGCAAUCUUCAUGUUGAUAUUGUAGUUGUUGCUUCUGUUGUUGUCAAUCCAAUAACUGGUGCUCGUUUAGGUAAAGGUAAAGGUUAUGGUGAUAUUGAAUAUGCAAUGAUGCGUCAAUUGGGUGCAUGUGAUGAUAGAACACUUGUUGUUACAACUGUCCAUGAAAGUCAGUUACUUGAUGAUCUUCCAGCAUCAGUUAUGACUGAACAUGAUUUACCAGUUAAUGUUGUUAUAACACCACAACGAAUUAUUUAUACACAAAAUAAAUUUUCAUGUCCAAAAGCUAUUAACUGGAAUUAUAUUGAUAAUGAUACAAUGCUUAAUUUACCUGUAUUAAAAGAAUUUAAACGUCUUCAACAACUUCAACAAGAAAAAUUAAAUUAA
Messenger RNA from Rotaria sp. Silwood1, 1506 nucleotides. The record is from the annotation of a GenBank genome assembly. Lineage: Eukaryota; Metazoa; Rotifera; Eurotatoria; Philodinida; Philodinidae.